GAAAGUAAAAACCUCUUGGUAACAUUUGCAGAUUUAAAGGUGAUUUACCCGAAGAGCGGCAUAUGAAAGUGGACAACAAGAACUUUUACUUUGAUAUAGGACAAAAUAAUCGAGGUGUUUACAUGCGAAUAAGUGAGGUGAAGAAUAAUUUUCGUACUUCUAUAACUAUACCUGAAAAGUGUUGGCUACGAUUUCGCGAUAUUUUCAACGAUUAUUGCGAUAAAAUAAAAAAGUCUCCUGAUACUAAUACUGCCGACAACAUUGUACCAUCAACAGCUAACAGUCUUAAAUAAUGUGCAA
Messenger RNA from Drosophila navojoa, 300 nucleotides. It is a transcript of the gene Pur-alpha, whose product is annotated as Purine-rich binding protein-alpha. Gene Ontology annotation, biological process: regulation of transcription by RNA polymerase II. Gene Ontology annotation, molecular function: DNA-binding transcription factor activity, RNA polymerase II-specific; purine-rich negative regulatory element binding; RNA polymerase II transcription regulatory region sequence-specific DNA binding. The record is from RefSeq and is a predicted model, not a curated record. NCBI's taxonomy places the organism in Eukaryota, Metazoa, Arthropoda, Insecta, Diptera, Drosophilidae. Gene Ontology annotation, cellular component: nucleus.